Messenger RNA from Microdochium trichocladiopsis, 1533 nucleotides. RefSeq lists its product as uncharacterized. NCBI's taxonomy places the organism in Eukaryota, Fungi, Ascomycota, Sordariomycetes, Xylariales, Microdochiaceae. Bases 1 to 1533 code for a protein of 510 amino acids. Gene Ontology annotation, molecular function: single-stranded DNA 3'-5' DNA exonuclease activity; single-stranded DNA binding. The record is from RefSeq and is a predicted model, not a curated record. Gene Ontology annotation, biological process: resolution of meiotic recombination intermediates. The transcript has 3 exons.
AUGCGCACUUCCAUCUUCCCCUCAAUCCAGUCCUUCUUCGAGCGUGAAGUGAAAACUCCCCAGAGCAACUUGCCAUCCUCGGCCAUAGUCAAAAAUGAGCAUAACAGCGACGGCUUCACCUCCUCCGAGAUCAACGAGGUCCUUGACCCGUCCACGAUCAACAGCAACCUGGCCCGGGCGUAUCAGCCAUGCCCCAUCAUGCUCCUCGAAAUGGGGGCACGGCACUACGAGAUUGGGGGGCGAAUCGUCAACUUCUCACGGACGCCAAGAAAACGCCAGAAUCCAGAGGAGUCGGAAGGGUUCUGGUAUCUGACCGUUUCUGACGGAACUGGGAUGAUUGGUGUCAAUUUGCAUUGCCGGAAUCGGCACGAGUACCAACCGCUCUUGGGACAGAGAGUCACGAUUUGGGCGAGCUUCAUCGGCGUCAGCGUUGGCGGCGAGUUCAACCAAACGCCCUGCUCGACAUCAGUAUAUCCCGGACGGUCCGGCACAACACAUAUUGUCUUCCACAAGGAUUCUGAUGGCUGUGAUCUGUUUCGAAGCCCCUUGAGAAUGACAGAUGCCGACACUGGUGACCUGCCAGGACUCAUGACGCUACAGGAGUUUCUAAACACGGGCUUCGAGUACGAGGAAGCCAAGAUCCUUGUCUGCGUGCGCAGUGUUGGCCUGCGUAGAACUGUCCGAGCGAGAACUCGCGAGGUUCCAAUAAACCUUGUCGAAGUUGGCAUCUUUGACCAUACAGCAAGCAUCAUGCUCACCCUCUGGGGAGACGUGACUCCAUCCGCGGGGUCAUGGGUGCCCAACAAGACGGUACUGCUCAUCUCCAUGCCAAAGUACAACCCUGAGAAGUGCGACAUUGGCCAACCGGCACGCAUCAGUCUCAACUACAACUCGAUUGUCGAGGUGAAUCCGACUUUUGGCCGCGCCGAGUGGCUCAGGUCAACGAUUGAGCGAAGAAGACAGAGGGAGGCAUUCUUCAUUCAUUUUCCAUCCGAAGAGUGGAAUAAAGCACUUGCACCAAAGGGCGCUGAGCGCGUGCUGUACACAAUUGCCGAGAUGGAGGAGAGAAUCACCAGUGACGAUUCCACCAGCUUUACAGGCAAGCUCAACGUCAUGGUUCUCCAGGUAAGCCUGCUUGAGCACUGGAGGCUGGAGACAAUAGGUUGCACAGAAUGCUGUGGCGUUCCUUUGUGCGCAAACAAGGUAGACGUGAUGUGCAGGAACUGCGGAACAACGCAGAGACUGUCCAUGAAUCCCCGGACGCUCAAGACCUUCAUCGACGAGAGCGGCUGUCUAGCGGGGAGUAAGCUGGUGUGGAGUGACGACGCCUGGAAGCAGUUUCUCCUGCCUGACAGUUGCCAGGAAGAGCAUGACGGCGGGACACCACCAGCUGAGUCGUGGCAGCAGAUCCUCGAGCUCAAAACAAGCGAGCUCCGGGAGUACGAGGAGGCCCUGCUAUACUCACGUGUGACACUGACAUUCGGCUGGUCCCCAAGCAUCCGCCGGCUCUGUGUCCUUGGGGUGGAGUGGUGA